Labrus bergylta (ballan wrasse) is the source of this 1329-nucleotide messenger RNA. It is a transcript of the gene ten1, whose product is annotated as TEN1 subunit of CST complex. Gene Ontology annotation, biological process: negative regulation of telomere maintenance via telomerase. Gene Ontology annotation, cellular component: CST complex. Gene Ontology annotation, molecular function: telomeric repeat DNA binding; single-stranded DNA binding; telomerase inhibitor activity. The record is from RefSeq and is a predicted model, not a curated record. NCBI's taxonomy places the organism in Eukaryota, Metazoa, Chordata, Actinopteri, Labriformes, Labridae.
UGAUGUGACGUCACACACGGAAGCACUCCGCAGUGCUCUGCUCAACGCUUCACACAGUUUGAAAUGAUUUAGUGUGAACUUACUUUGGCCCGUGUCAUGGCGAUGCUCCCCGCAGCUGCAGUCUUUUAUUUCCCCUGGGAGGUUAAUAAUGGAGCAGCUCAGGAAGGAGAGUCACUGAGGACAUUCGGCAGACUGGCCAGUUACCGACCCGAGGAGUCCAGGGCAACAUUGUCUGCUCAGCAUGCUUCAAAACAGCACCAGAUGGUCGUCCACACGCUGUACGUGGAGCCCUUUGACCCCAUAAUUGGGGCCCAAUAUAUAGUUCUGGGUGAGAUAGAAAAUGCUGAAGAUGUGGGCGUGAUGGUCCGUGCCCGUGUGCUGAACUGCGUUGACGGAGUGAACAUCGCUCUUCUUCAGAGAGCCAUCAACGAGCAGAGAAGCUUCUUCAGCGAGAGGGAGCAGAAACAGGCUGAUGCUGCACAGCCUGAACAUGUUACCUGAGCCGGCUCUCUUUUCUUUUGUUCAGGAAGUUUCUCGUGGUUCUCUCACUGAGUGUCAGGAGCACAGAGCCGCCUCUGAGUCUGUUUGGAAGACCCUUAUACGAGCUCAGGUUAACUCAAGGAGUGUUUGGUUUGGUUAAGUUUCCUGCAGUUUGUCACAUCGGAUUUCUUUACAUUAUAAACUAUUUUCUACAGAACUAACAGCUGGUUUUGGGUCCAAAGCUUACGACUUGGAGUCAUUUUUUCCUCUCAUAUGUAACUUUGUGAUCUGAUGUUGUAGUGACCAAUUUUGACAAACCCAAUAUGAUCUAAUAAAGUCACUUGAGGGAUGAAUGUGGAAGCUUUUUCAGACACUUCUCAUCAUAUUCCGAUUUGGGAAUCUUCUAUUAUUUAUUUAAAUCAACUUUGACUUCACUAAUUUUUAACCUUUCACGACCUCGUUCAGGCAGUCAACUCGAGCUGCACUGAUUUUCACACCUGACAUGCCUCAUUCUCCACAAUCACAUGGAUACACCUAUAAUCAAACACAAGUUUUAAAAAACCUUCACCCCCCUCCCUACAGUGUGCACUAAUAAAGGAAUGAGCUACUCAGACCAAAAAUUUUAUUUUUGGUCUUUGUAUUCAGUUUAUAUCUGCUGUAAAUUAGCAUGAGUUUUAAUGAGGAUUCUGCAGCUUUUGGAGUGAGCCUCAAGUGGACACUUGAGGAACUGCAGUUUGUUUUUGCACUACUUUUUAACAUACAAGGUUGUUGCUUGAUAUUUUCCCCCUCUUAUGAUUUCAUAUGAAGGAGUUUAACAGGUAAAUAAAGUUGAUCACAUUUUAAAAUUAA